AUAUCUGAGUUGUAAAGCAGAGGGGAAGCCCAAAGAAAAAGAUGAAAGAAACAAAACUCAGACGACCUUGACCUUGAUGCUGGCUCAGCUUCUUCUCAAUAAUUCAGCCUGGUAUAUCAAAAACUGGGUUUGUUAUUAACUGAUUUUGGUAUUCCUUGGCUCCUAAUGCUUCAAGGGCAUCCUUAAUCCGGAUUAUAUUUAUAGCUAGGUUGCAAGCUGUAGAUGGCUACAUAGUUAAGCUGUUCACAUGAUAUUUUCAACUAGGAAUGGUUCAUGGGACCAAGUUCAGAUUCUUGUUGCAAAAUGCUAAAUGGGAAAAGGGAACGAAGUGGUAGCAGGGAAACAAAUGAAGGCUUCUUAGCUGCGACAAUUCAUUCUGUUUAGCAUAUAUAAGAAGAUUUGUAAGGAUAGCAAGAACAAUUACUUCGUUACAUGGUUUGCAAAUAACAUGGUAUCUAACAUCUUCCUCUUGCAUGUAGUACUAUUGCUUUGCUGUUAUGAUUACCUAUUUUGUUCUGCAAGAGAUACACUGACACAUGCCGAUCCAGUUAUUGAUGAGGAAUCAGGAACUCUUGUUUCAGCAGGAGAAAAAUUUGAAUUGGGUUUCUUUACCCCUACUCCUAUAGGGAAAAGUAACUCGGGCGCUGAUAGCAGAUAUGUUGGCAUAUGGUAUCAUAAGGUCACUCCAAGAACAGUUGCAUGGGUUGCCAACAGAGAUAAACCUCUGCCUGCCAAUUCCACUGGAGUUCUCACAAUCGAAGAUGGUAACCUCCUCGUGUUGGAUAAUGUUACUGGAGAGCGUUAUUGGUCCACAGACAUUGGAACAUCUUCGUCUUCUAACAUGAUUGUGAAGAUAAUGGAGUCUGGAAACCUGGUGUUAAUGGAUUCUGAUCAGAUGGCAGCAAAUAUUCUGUGGCAGAGCUUUCAGAACCCAACUGAUACAUUCAUUCCUGGGAUGCUAAUGGAUAAAAACUUCCAGUUGACUUCUUGGAGAGACGAAGAUGACCCAAGACCGGGGAACUUCACCUUCAAACUCGAUCAGAGUGAGAGACAGUAUAUCAUAAUGAAGAAGUCGCUUCCGUACUGGAAAAGUGGAGAGCCAGGUAAUCAUUUCAGCUCAGAUGAAAUGCGUCCUGAAGGAGCUUACUUGCUAUCAAAUUUCAGCAGCAGAAGUCGAUCAUCUAGUUAUUAUGCUCAAAUUGUGAUACCUUUGGAUUACAAUUAUACACGGUUGGUGAUAAAUUUUACUGGAGAGUUACGGUUUUGGACUUGGAAUGAAAACAAGAAGCAGUGGCUUCUUUCGUGGUCGGAGCCAAAAGAUCAGUGUAGGGAGUUUAACCCUUGUGGAAGUUUUGGCAGCUGCAAUAAUAAUAAUUGGCCUUUGGUAUGCAAAUGUUUGCCCGGUUUCAAGCCCAAGUCCCCAGAUAAUUGGAAUUCUGGAGAUUUUUCAGGUGGAUGUGAUAGAGAGUCAUCAAUCUCUUACAACAACAGCAGCAGGUUCUUGAGCUUAAAGAUGAUGAAAGUUGGAGAGGCAGAGUCACCGUUCGAUGUGGCCAAUGAAACAGAGUGCAGGAACGGGUGCCUAGAGAACCCCCAGUGCCAGGCUUACUCGUAUGGCGUUCUAGCUGAAGACAGAGCUCAAAGGGGUACUUCCACUACCAGCACUUCCUCGUGCUGGACGUGGUUGGAAGAUCUAAAUAAUCUUGUAGAAGAGUAUGGCGGUGGCCACAAUAUCUUUGUUCGAGUUGCCUCGUCUGAUAUAGAAUCUACUGUAAGAGACUGCGAGCCUUGUGGCACAACGACAAUACCUUAUCCCCUGAGCACCGGACUGGACUGUGGAGACCCCAUGUACUUCCGUUUCAACUGCAACACUUCGACAGGCCAGGUUAGCUUCAUGGGGCUGAAGGACACCUUUCGAGUUAUAAGCAUCAGACCAAGUACUCAAAAAUUUGUACUCCAAGGGUUUCCAGCCAAAAAGGUCGAUCAUUGUGAUUCUAGAAACAGAGCCAAAACUCUGCAGCUCAACCCAUCAUUCCCAUUUAAGAUGAGUAGUUGGUGCAAUGCUGACCUUGGAAACUUUAGUUCUGAAGUAUUCUCUUCUCGAGUCCUUAAUGUGGUAGAGUUGGGUUGGGAGCAACCGCUGGAACCAGCCUGCAAUACAUCAGUAGACUGCAAGGGUUGGCCAAAUUCAACCUGCAAUCCAGCAAGAGAUGGAAUGAAAAGAUGCCUUUGCAACAAGAGUUUUCAAUGGAAUGCCUUUAACUUCAAUUGUACUCAAGAAGGUAGUCCUCAUGAGCCAUCAAACUCUCCAUCGCAAUCGCCCUUAGGAGAGCAUUCAAUCAGAAAAGUUUCAUUCUAUCUGAUAAUUGUGGCGGUGCUUAUAAGCAUGAUUUUACUGGCAUGCAUCACUUCUAUUUAUAUAUGGAGAAGAAAAAUGACCAGAAAACAAGGUAAAGUAGAUCAAAUAAGUCGUGCACAAUUUGAUAGUGAAAGACGAGUCAAGGAGUUGAUAGACACAAGUGAGUUCAACGAGGAAGAUGAGAAAGGUAUAGAUGUACCCUCUUUUGAUUUGCAAAGCAUACUCGAAGCUACAGAUAAUUUCUCAGAUGCUAACAAGCUAGGACAAGGGGGAUAUGGGCCUGUUUACAAGGGGAAGUUUUUUGGAGAUCAAGAAAUUGCAGUAAAGAGGCUAUCAAAGGUUUCAGGACAAGGGUUACAGGAAUUUAGGAAUGAGGUCGUGCUGAUUGCCAAACUUCAGCACCGAAAUCUUGUUAGACUCAGAGGAUAUUGCAUGAAAGGAGAAGAAAAGAUUUUACUUUAUGAGUACAUGCCCAACAAAAGCUUGGAUUCCUUUAUAUUUGAUCAUACACAAGACGUAUUUCUCAAUUGGGAGAUGCGGUUUAACAUCAUUUUGGGAAUCGCUCGAGGACUUCUUUAUCUUCAUCAAGAUUCGAGGUUGAGGAUUAUUCAUAGAGAUUUGAAAACCAGCAACGUACUUUUGGAUGAGGAGAUGAACCCCAAAAUAUCCGACUUCGGCUUGGCCAGGAUUGUUGGAGGCAAAGAAACAGAGGCAAACACAAAUACAGUAGUAGGAACCUAUGGCUACAUGUCUCCGGAAUAUGCAUUAGAUGGAACUUUCUCAGUCAAAUCAGAUGUCUUUAGUUUUGGUGUGGUUCUUCUUGAGAUAAUCAGUGGAAAAAAGAAUGCAGGAUUUUUUCAGUCCAAACAAACUUUCAGCCUCCUUGGUUAUGCAUGGGAACUCUGGACAGAAGACAAGGUGUUGGAUUUAAUGGACAAGAAUUUGGAAGAAAGUUGUAACGGAAGUGAAUUUAUGAAGUGUGUAAAUGUUGGGCUCUUAUGCGUUCAAGAAGAUCCGGUUGAUCGCCCUACAAUGUCACAUGUUAUAACCUUGCUUGACAGUGAAACUGCAAUCCCUGCAACUCCUAAACAACCAGCCUUUUUCAUAAGGAGAGGCAACUCUAGCACAGCUUCCUCUUCUACUAAGCCAGAAACAAUUUCUGAAAUAAGUACUCUGGAAGGCAGAUAAGUAAUCCGUCGAUCAUUUAAGCUUGUUGAAGGAAUAUCGAUUUAGUGUGCCUUAUCAAACUAGGAGUAGCAAUAGGAGAGAAGGUUCUAGAUUUCCCAAUCCUACACGGAUUGGUAUUCCUUGUAACAUUAGAACUAGUACUUUGUAAUCCCUAUAUAUAGGGCUCCUAUUCUCAAUAAUAAUACACAUCUCUCUCUACAAUUCUCUCUCGAA
Molecule: messenger RNA, 3760 nt
Organism: Rosa rugosa (rugosa rose)
Lineage: Eukaryota; Viridiplantae; Streptophyta; Magnoliopsida; Rosales; Rosaceae
Product: G-type lectin S-receptor-like serine/threonine-protein kinase At4g03230
Exons: 8
Coding region: 449-3547 (1032 amino acids)
Biological process (GO): recognition of pollen; protein phosphorylation
Molecular function (GO): protein kinase activity; ATP binding
Source: RefSeq, a predicted model, not a curated record